GCUGUGUUUUCGGAUGUACGCAUGCGCUCGAGCCACUAGGCAUGUUGUGAAAGAUUCCAGUGAACGAAUGUUGCCGGUAGAGUAACCUACUCGAUCUGUUUCGAAGAUGUCUGCUUCACGCACAAUAAUCUGUUUACUGCGAAAUGAUUUACGUCUUCAUGAUAACGAGGUUCUUCACUGGGCCCAGAAGAAUGCGGACCACAUAGUUCCACUCUACUGCUUCGACCCUCGUCGCUAUUUGGGGACAUGCAACUUCAAUUUCCCCAAAACAGGCCCUUUCCGCUUGCGGUUCCUACUUGAAAGUGUUAAUGAUCUUCGGGCCUCUCUGAAAAAGAGAGGAAGCAACCUUGUGGUGCGUCGUGGAAAACCAGGCCAGGUGGUUGAGGACCUCAUCAAGCAGCUUGGCUCUGUCUCAGCGGUUGCCUACCAUGAAGAGGUGACUCAAGAGGAGCUGGAUGUGGAGACGCAGGUUAAGGAGGUCUGCUCAAGAAAUCAGGUCAAAGUUCAGAGCUUCUGGGGAUCCACGCUUUAUCACAGACAAGACCUGCCUUUUAAUCACAUCAGUAGGUUGCCGGAUGUUUACACCCAGUUCCGGAAGGCGGUGGAGGCCCAGAGCCGGGUGAGGCCCGUGCUCCCCACAGCUGCCCAGCUGAGGCCCCUUCCCACGGGCCUGGAGGAAGGGCCGGUCCCUACCUACCAGGACCUGGAGCAAACAGAGCCCGUAGCUGAUCCACGUUCAGCCUUCCCCUGUAGUGGAGGAGAGAGUGAGGCCUUGGGCCGACUGCAGCACUACUUCUGGGACACGGAUGCUGUGGCAACGUACAAGGCAACUCGAAACGGGUUGAUCGGAGCUGAUUACUCCACUAAAUUCGCACCAUGGCUUUCCAUGGGCUGUAUAUCUCCACGAUACAUUUAUGAACAGAUCAAGAAAUAUGAGCGGGAGCGAACAGCCAACGAGAGCACGUACUGGGUCAUCUUUGAACUACUUUGGAGAGAUUACUUUAGGUUUGUGGCUCUGAAGUUUGGGAACAGACUAUUCGAUUUGAAAGGUCUACAAGAUAAAGAUGUACCAUGGAAGAGUGACAGGAAACUCUUUGAUGCUUGGAAAGAGGGACGUACAGGAGUGCCGUUUGUGGAUGCCAACAUGAGGGAGCUGGCCCUGACCGGUUUCAUGUCCAACAGAGGCAGACAGAACGUGGCCAGCUUCCUCACCAAGGACCUGGGCCUCGACUGGAGGCUGGGGGCAGAGUGGUUUGAACACCUACUGGUGGACCAUGAUGUGUGCAGUAACUAUGGCAACUGGCUGUACAGUGCGGGAAUAGGAAAUGACCCGCGAGAGAACAGGAAGUUCAACAUGAUCAAGCAGGGCCUGGACUAUGACAACAAUGGAGACUACGUGAGGCAGUGGGUACCUGAGCUUCGGGGUAUUAAAGGUGGGGACGUCCACACGCCAUGGACCCUGAGCAGCGCGGCUCUGUCACACGCCCAGGUGUCCCUCAACGAGACCUACCCGACACCCGUCGUCAUGGCACCAGAGUGGAGUCGCCAUGCCAACAAGAAACCGGCUGGUGGAGGAUCAGGACCUUCUGCGAGAGGGAGAAAAGGCCCAUCCCAUACGCCUAGACAACACAAGGACAGAGGAAUCGACUUCUACUUCUCCAAGAGCAGAAACAUGAAGAGCUCCAACGAUUUCGUCUGAAGAUUCUCAUUCAUCCAGGUCAUCUUAAGUCGCAAGAGAUGAGUUGCAGACAACUGGGCUCCUUUUUGUAGCUUGAAAACGUUACAUCUGUUUCUCUGAGAGACUUCUACAGAUAAAUUCAAGGUUCUCAUCCCCACAUACAUGUACAUCGGAAUUAGAACUGAGGAAAUCUGGUAGAAAAACAAACAUCAUGUCUUGAAACUCCCAAAUCUAGUUCAGUUGCCAAAGACGAAAUCCUUUUGCCAUCCCAUGAUUCGCUGCCAUGGACAACUGUUUGCAUUUGCAAAGGCAGAUUACACUUGAUAUGAAUGGGACACUACACACUGAAACGCCUUACUCAUGUUGUUAGAAACUGUAAAGAAUGAUUCACAGAAAGGUUAUUUAAUGCAUGUUGUAUUUUCUGGGUUGUAGUUUUUUUCUGGUUUGUCUGUUUAUGCAUUUUUGUCGUGUUUUUUUCCUUUCUACUAAGUCCUAUAUACCAAUAUACCUCGAACCUGUUGCUGUUAUAUUUUACAUUGUUUUAAAUUAAACGUUUUUAUGCUGAAGGGUGAA
Engraulis encrasicolus (European anchovy) is the source of this 2251-nucleotide messenger RNA. RefSeq names its product cryptochrome DASH (gene cry-dash). Gene Ontology annotation, molecular function: deoxyribodipyrimidine photo-lyase activity; FAD binding; damaged DNA binding. The transcript has 14 exons. The record is from RefSeq and is a predicted model, not a curated record. Gene Ontology annotation, biological process: photoreactive repair. Bases 107 to 1699 code for a protein of 530 amino acids. Lineage: Eukaryota; Metazoa; Chordata; Actinopteri; Clupeiformes; Engraulidae.